This is a messenger RNA of Musa acuminata AAA Group (dessert banana), 2506 nucleotides long. RefSeq names its product glutamate--tRNA ligase, cytoplasmic. The transcript is spliced from 6 exons. Gene Ontology annotation, cellular component: methionyl glutamyl tRNA synthetase complex; cytosol; cytoplasm. Gene Ontology annotation, molecular function: glutamate-tRNA ligase activity; ATP binding. Bases 137 to 2314 code for a protein of 725 amino acids. The record is from RefSeq and is a predicted model, not a curated record. Lineage: Eukaryota; Viridiplantae; Streptophyta; Magnoliopsida; Zingiberales; Musaceae. Gene Ontology annotation, biological process: translation; glutamyl-tRNA aminoacylation.
UCCCGCGUAAAGCUGGCGCAGCGAUAAAAAAUUUAGCCGUCAGUGUGGAAAAAGUUAGCGUUGGCUUCAGCCACAACCCUAAUUCCCAUCGAAGCCAGCGGCGGGAAGAAGAUCAGCACACCUUCUCUGACUAGCAAUGGAGCCGAGCGUGGCGUUCGCCGCCGACAGCCCGCCGUUGUCCGUCAUCGCCGCUGCGAGAGUCGCCGGCGUCGCUCUCUCGACGGACCCCUCCCUCCCUUCCGGCUCCGACCCCGUCCUCCGCCUCGCGUCCGGAGAGACCUUGCAGGGUACUAACUCUCUCCUGCGCUAUAUUGGGCAAUUUGCAGCUCUUCCUAAUUUCUUUGGGCAGGAUGCAUUUGAAGAAGAGCAGAUUAAUAAAUGGCUCAAGUUUUCUUCAACCUUUCUAUCAGGCUCUGAAUUUGAGAAUGCUUGUGCGCAUGUUGAUGGACAUCUAACUUUCCGAACCUUGUUGGUCGGUUUUAAUUUGUCCAUUGCUGACAUUGCAAUAUGGUCUGCUCUUGCAGGCACUGGGCAGAGGUGGGAAAGCCUUAGAAAAUCUAAAAGGUAUCAAAAUUUAGUUCGUUGGUUCAAUUCCAUAUUAACAGAACAUGGAGAUGCUCUGAAUGAAGUCACUGCUGCAUAUGUUGGGAAAAGAGGAUUAGGUAAGUUUCCUGUAGGUAACACUAAGGGAAUAGUAAGCAGUGGCAGUUCCAAAGAAACAAAUGUGCGGUCUCUGCCAAAGGAAACUGCUGGUGGCUUUGAAGUAGAUCUUCCUGGUGCAAAAGUUGGGGAUGUGUGCUUGCGGUUUGCCCCAGAGCCUAGUGGGUAUCUCCACAUUGGGCACUCAAAGGCAGCUCUGCUGAACAAGUACUUUGCUGAGAGAUACCAAGGACGGCUAAUAAUUCGCUUUGAUGACACAAACCCAUCAAAAGAAAGUAAUGAGUUUGUUGAUAAUGUGCUGAAAGACAUUGAGACAAUGGGCAUCAAGUCUGAAAAGGUUACUUACACAUCAGAUUACUUUGAGGAUUUGAUGAAAAUGGCUGAAAAGUUGAUAUUGGAAGGAAAAGCUUAUGUUGAUGAUACACCAAGGGAGCAGAUGCAAAAGGAGAGGAUGGAUGGGAUUGAGUCAAGAUGUCGGAACAACUCUGUUGAUGUGAAUCUUGCGUUGUGGAAAGAGAUGAUUGCCGGGUCUGAGAGAGGUCUGCAAUGUUGUGUAAGGGGUAAGCUGGACAUGCAGGAUCCUAAUAAGUCCCUUCGAGAUCCUGUUUAUUAUCGCUGCAACCUGGUUUCUCACCACCGUAUCGGGUCUAAGUAUAAGGUCUAUCCGACAUAUGACUUUGCUUGUCCAUAUGUUGAUUCUAUUGAGGGCAUUACCCAUGCUCUUCGAUCAAGUGAAUAUCAUGAUCGCAAUGCACAGUAUUACCGUAUUCUUGAGGAUAUGGGCCUGCGAAAUGUCCAAAUAUAUGAGUUUAGCCGAUUGAAUAUGGUAUAUACACUUCUUAGCAAGAGAAAACUUCUUUGGUUUGUCCAAAAUGGUAAAGUCGAUGGAUGGGAUGAUCCUCGCUUCCCAACCAUCCAGGGCAUUGUACGUAGAGGCUUGAAGGUUGAGGCACUAGUACAAUUCAUUCUUCAACAGGGUGCUUCUAAGAACCUGAACCUAAUGGAAUGGGACAAAUUGUGGACCAUCAAUAAGAAGAUAAUUGAUCCCAUAUGUCCAAGGCAUACAGCUGUCCUUGAGGAACGACGUGUAAUAUUAAUCCUUGAAAAUGGGCCCGAGAAGCCCUUUGUUAGGAUUGUGCCUAGGCAUAAGAAAUAUGAACCUGCUGGCCAAAAGGCUACAACGUAUACAAAGAGAAUAUGGUUAGACUAUGCUGAUGCUUCAUCAAUUACAGAGGGUGAAGAGGUCACGUUAAUGGACUGGGGAAAUGCUAUUGUAAAAGAAAUCAAGAAAGAAGAUGGAAUUAUAACCCAAUUGGUUGGUGUUCUCCAUCCUGAAGGUUCUGUUAAAGCAACAAAAUUGAAGCUUACAUGGCUUCCUGAAAUUGAGGAGUUGGUUCAUCUUGCACUGGUUGAAUUUGACUACCUAAUAAAGAAGAAGAAGCUUGAAGAAGGGGAAGACUUUCUUGAUAACUUAAAUCCUUGCACAAGAUGGGAAAUCCCAGCCCUGGGUGAUGCCAACAUGCGGAACCUGAAACAGGGUGAGGUAAUACAGCUUGAAAGGAAAGGCUACUACAGAUGCGACGUGCCAUUCUUAAGGCCUUCUAAGCCGAUUGUGCUGUUUGCGAUCCCAGAUGGAAGGCAGCAGACAUCCUAAACUCAGCCACCGAAGCAGCUAUUGGUCCAAUUUAUGCCCGUGUUUGAAUUUGGAUCAGUAUUUUUGUUUAUGGUUCGUUUGGACAUCAGGAACGAGACUUCCUCUCCUUUACAUCCCAUUUUGGGCUUAUCCAAUGCAAAAGUUGAUGACUGAAACAAUCCUUAAGAUCUUUGAAAAUCCAUACUUACACAA